AUGAGCACGGAUCUAGAGCACAUGUCGCUCAACUCCUCCUCGGCCAACUCUGUGGCCUCGAGUGCCCGCACGCUGUCAGCCAACGUCAAGAAGCUGCACAACGCGCUAAACCUGCUGCUUAACGACUUGGAGCGGGAGCAGUUCAUUCACUGCCUCAACGUGUACCACUCCAAGCGUAAUGUUUACGACCUGGUUCAAACCCUCAAAGUCAUUCUCAAUGCGCCCAGCAAACGCCAACUUCUGCCCAUGCUACGGCUGGUCAUUCCCCGCUCCGACCAGCUUUUGUUUGACCAGUACACCUCGGAGGGCCUUUACUUGAAAUCGGAUUUACUUACCAGAAAUGGGAGCGCCGAAGCGGUGGGCGAAGGUUCCAGUGCGAGUCCAACUCCCCCCGGAUCUCAGGUUGCGCUGCGCAGCUCCCCGGAUAGUUUCAGCACCUGCAGUGAUGGGACAGCUCCCCUCGUACCGCUUCUCGGGAGAAGCUUCCUGCACGAGCCUCCAGGAGAGGUCCGACAGGUGACCCUGAAACGGCACAAGAGCAACGAGGGCUUGGGCUUCAGUAUCCGCGGCGGCUCAGAGCACGGGGUCGGAAUCUAUGUGUCUCUGGUGGAGCCAGGAUCCCUGGCGGAGAAAGAGGGACUGAGGAUUGGAGAUCAGAUUAUGAAAGUCAACAGCACAGUGUUCGAUAAAGUCACGCACGCUGAAGCGGUGAAGGUGUUGAAGGGCAGUAAGAAGCUGUCCCUGUCGGUGCAGUCGGUGGGGCGUAUCCCAGGGGGUUAUGUCACUAACCAUGUGUACACCUGGGUGGACCCUCAGGGUCACAGUGUCCCCCCUCCCCCUGACCUCCCAGAGCACCGCAGUGCCACCCUGAGACGCACCGACAGCCAACGACGCAGCACCAUGCAGAUACUGCAGGAGGGAGAAGAGAAGAAGGUGAACCUGGUAUUGGACGAUGGCCGUUCACUAGGUCUGAUGAUCCGGGGUGGGGCAGAGUAUGCCUUAGGGAUCUACAUCACCGGAGUGGACCGGGGUUCUGCCGCAGAGUGUGGUGGACUUAAGGUGGGCGACCAGAUCCUGGAGGUGAACGGGUGCAGCUUCCUGGGUAUCCCCCAUGACGAGGCGGUGCGCGUGCUCAAGUCAUCGCGCCACCUGAUAAUGACUGUGAAGGACGUGGGACGCUUGCCACAUGCCAGGACAGUAGUGGGGGAGACCAAGUGGAUUGCCAGCUCCCAAAUCGCUGAGAGUUCCGCCAGCGGCAGUGUGGCUGGCUUGUCCAUGGACCAAGGAGCAUCAGGAAGGAUGGUUUUCUAUAAGGGUAUGGCUGGCUCCCAGGUGACCCUGUCCAGCCUGGUGAACCAGAGCAGAGCCAUGCUGGAGGAACAGGCCCGCCACCUGCUGACAGAGACAGAGAGGCAGACCAUGGGCUACUACGUGGAGGAGUACCAAGACGCACACAUAGGGGUGGAGCAGCUGGUCUUGGCCCUGUUUGAACUGCUCAACACACAUGCCAAGUUCGUCCUGCUAUCAGAGGUGCGUGGCCUGGUAACUCCCCAGGAUCUGGAGCGUUUCGAUGGGAUGGUGCUGCGCCACGAGAUCCAGGCUUUGGAGGCUCGGCAGGGGAGUGCCUGUGCGGCCGCUCUCCACUCUGACUCCAUCUCUAUGGUCUCCUACCCAGAUACCCUGGCCUCCUCGUCAACGAGCUACAUGACCUCCACCACCCUCAGUUCUGCACGGGAAAGACUGCUGUGGUUGAUAGAUAUCAUGGAGAAUGACAGUAUGGUGGACAGUAAUGGGGAGGAGUCUCAAGAGAGUCUGGAUGUACUGCCUGACGUCUCUCUGGAUGAGGUGCAUUCCACAUCCGAAUCUUCCCCCACCUAACCCCCAUCCCCCCCAGGGCUGCAGAGGCAUCCCAGCAGACGAGACCAGGUCAAAAAACGCCCUUCCUCCGAAUCCUCCUAUUCUGGACUCUACUUCACCGCCCCUGCCCAUAACCCACCCAAGGACCAGAGGGGGAACCAAGGGUCCCCCUCCUCACCCAAGGUCCCCCUCCAAAAGGAUUUCUCCGUCCCCCAUAAGAGGGACCCCUCCGUCCCCCAUAAGAGGGACCCCUCUGUCCCCCAUAAGAAGGAGGUGGCAACUUCCAAGUUUUCCAUGGUCAACAAGCACGCCAUAGGCCCCUUCCCUAGAGUCCAGUCAUCUAUUAAGACCACCAAACCUGCCGCCCCCCCUCCCCAUAUCCCCCCUCCCCCUCCACUCCCUGCCCCAUCCACACCCUCUCCCCUUCCACACAGCCCGGACAGGGCCUCCUCUGGCUCCAACAAACAGCACUUUGUCAAGGUGGAGAUCCACAGGCCCAAUGCAGAGUCUGACGUCAACGAGGUGCGGUCCCUGCCCCAGUCACGAGGUGCCACCCUGUCCCAGCUGUCAGACAGUGGACAGACACUGAGCGAGGACAGCGGGGUGGACAUUAGCGAGUCGGGGCGACUCAGCAGGGAAAGCAGUCCCCACACACGCCCCCCACGAGACCCCAAGGGGGCACGUGGGGACAGCACCGCCAAACCGCCGGGUCUCUUGGAGCGUACCUCCACACUGGUGAGGGUGGCAAAGAGUGCCAGCACCCUGGGCAUCGCCAUCGAAGGGGGUGCCAACACUCGCCAGCCCCUGCCACGCAUCGUCACCAUACAGAGGGGCGGUUCGGCACACAACUGCGGGCAGCUGCAGGUGGGUCAGGUAAUCCUGGAGGUAAACGGGGUUUCCCUGAGGGGCCGGGAGCACAGGGACGCAGCGCGCCUCAUCGCUGAGGCUUUCAAGACCAAAGAGAGAGAACACGUGGACUUCCUGGUCACGGAGUUCAACGUGGCACUGUAGGAGGAAGUAAAGGAAGAAGAGAAGGAGAGAGAGACUCUUAUCA
Molecule: messenger RNA, 2911 nt
Organism: Oncorhynchus masou masou (cherry salmon)
Lineage: Eukaryota; Metazoa; Chordata; Actinopteri; Salmoniformes; Salmonidae
Product: whirlin-like
Biological process (GO): sensory perception of sound; auditory receptor cell stereocilium organization
Cellular component (GO): photoreceptor inner segment; plasma membrane; stereocilia ankle link complex
Molecular function (GO): protein binding
Source: RefSeq, a predicted model, not a curated record